AUGGCUACCGGCUCCUCAGGCGAGAUCCGAAGGGGAUUCCUCAAGUUCAGUGGUGACCCAGGCGACUACGUCGGCUGGCGAACCCUGCAGACCUCGUUGUUUAUGAAGGACAAGCUGCACAAAGUUCUGUUGGGAGUGGAGAAAGCCCCUUCGAAUCCCGGACCUAGUGCUAUGCAGGACCAGACUUCGGCAUACCAAUCUGCCCUGGAAGGAUACCAGGACGAAAACGGACAGAUCUUUACACGGCUGAUGCUCGCCACAUCUGAAACCGGGGGCUACCAGAGCGCGGCCUCGCAGACUGUGCAGGCAUACGCGCCUAUCGGGUCUUCCCACAACGGAGAUAGUCUUACUGCGGACCACGACUUUGACCCGGCCAAUGUUAUUCAAGACAUGCGCCGGAUCUGCACGGAGCUCGCCGUUUAUAACGACACUGUGGCUGACCACCGAAAGACGUCACUACCGGACGACAAAUACAAAGAGUUCAAGACAGGACUACUGUGCGGCCAAGCUACCAGGAGCGUCGUGUCCUUGGAGGAGGUCGCCGACCGAGCCACUUUGUUCCACGCGAUGCACAUUCGUGCGCGUUGGACGAGGACGGGCAGCUGGAACAACUCGUCGAACCGUAACAACGGGUCCACAAGGGGGAACAACAGCAACGACCAGAACCAUGGCGCGACUUCUGGCGACGGAGCUGGUGCGUCUUCCGACAACCGGUCCUCUGGACGGCCGAACCACAUGCAGCAAGAACGCGGGUACAACAGAGACGGCGUAUGCAGUUACUGUCACAAUUCUACGGAACACACCUGGACGAAUUGCCCGCUUCGCACCUCCAACGCCACGCGGUUUUCGAACCGUGAACAUCAACCGCAGCAGCAGGUCAACACGACCGCGGAAGCCACGACACAGGCGUGGCUCACGCACGCACGCGCGGUAGACCUCACGCUGGAAUCAUUCGACAUCGCCGUAGGCGAUCCCGAGCAGGUGCCGUUUGCGCCUGCUGCAUCGACCCCUGAGGAGGCGUCCGAUGCAAAGGUCGGGCAGGUGCUGGCUGCGCCUCCCACAGCUUCGCUACAAUUGUUGGAGCGUGCUGCCCCAUUGCAGGUGCCGAUUGCGCCUGCCACAGCAAAGGAAACCGAGGAGCCUGCUGCCUCCUACGAGCAGGAAAAGGACCCGCCUGCCGCGAUACAGCAUAAGGAGCUAGUCGCGUACACCAACAUUCUUCGAGCAGUGGACAAGACAGCGCCCGCCGAGAAUACGAGGGUGUUCAUCGACACCGCCGUUUCGGGACACACAGUAAGCGGCGAGAGCCCCGUCUCACAACAUGUAGUCGACUUGGUUGACUGCGACGUCCGCAUCGAGGGCUCGUGCGGCGCAUCCAGCGCCACCAAGAAAGCUACGCUAAAGUUCAAACUCAAGAAUGGCAAAGGUCAACCCGUCCCGAUAGAGUUGGAGGGUCUGCUUGUGCGGGACCUUGGGGCAAACAUAUUUUCUGUCGGAGCGUUUGAUGACGAGGGGGUGAAGACGGAUCUACUUUCGGCACCUCCGGCCCUGCGAACCCGGAACCUGUCUUUCCCCAUAUCAACAGUAGAGGUGCCUCGAAUGUGCGUCGUGAAUCUCAUCCUGGACGACCUGAAUCUCGACCUGCCUACUUCUCCGCUAGUUUUCCGUGCCGAUACCGAUGCCGGUGACUGGCACCGGAGGAUGGGACAUUGCAAUGCCCGCGCCCUGAAGCAGCUCUCGGAUAGGGAAGGCACCGGCAUCAAGUUCACCAACAAUCGACCAGGUGACUGCGAAGUGUGCGAUCAUAUCGCAAUGUUCACCUACGAUAAGUCUCGCAUGCGGUGGGGCAUCCCCCUCAAGACAAAGGAUGAAGUGACUGUCGCGCUCGAAACCCUCAUUAAGGAAGUCGCCGACCCGGGCGUCUACAUCGGGAAAAUCCUUUGCGAUGGCGCAGCCGACUUCAAGGGUAGGUUCUUAGCAAUGUGUCGGUCCUUCCGGAUUGCUGUGGAGACAAGCCCCCCGUACGUCCCUCAAGGGAAUGCUGUCGCCGAACGCGGUUUCGGGACUGUCAUCGGUGCAGCACGUAGCCUCAUGCUUGGAGCUCCGCACCUGCUGCGUCAAUUGUGGGCGGAAGCCGUGAAGGCCGCCAUUUACAUCAAGAACCGCACACCGUGGCGGCAAUGGGACCCGGCGGAACUACUCAAAAUUACAAACUCUGCUGAACCGUCAUUCCGCGAGGGAGAUGCCCGCGACGUCGCUCGCCCCAUGCACGGGUCAGACCUAUUUCCCGAACAAGGCCAGAUUUCCCAGCCACGCAUUAUCACUGGGGCGGAGACAAGAGACGAAGAACCAGAACUGGCAGACACGAACGACGGACCGGACGAAGAACCGCCCGCGGUGUUCGAAACAGAAUACGCACUGGUGAUCGGAGCUGAGAUCGGGAACCUUGGUCAAGGGAUACCUGGCCAACUAGGAUACAUGCCCGCCGAUCCACCGAACUACCGCGCAGCGGUCAACGGACCAGAUGCCGUUGGAUGGAUGAAAAGCAUGGAGGAGGAGAAUCGCUCCUUACUAGACCACGACGUUUAUGAGUGGGUCGAUCCCCGGCGCGAUGCUCGAAUCAUCCCGUCAAAAUACAUCUACGAAUGGAAGUACAACGAGGCCGGCAUCGCUGACGGCGUUCCUCCACGCGAGGAUGGAACCGGGAUCGAAACCAGUGUACAUCAUUCCCCCGGGAGGAUUCUCGUGCGAAAACGAGAGAGCCAGACAAGUCUGGAAGCUCAGAGCGUGGCUUUAGGGGUUGCGUUUUCCCCAAAAGGCUGGUGGGGCACUCUGCACGAUUUUCUCCUGAGGAUCGGAUUUGUUGAGAGCACCGCUGAACCGUGCUUGUACAUCCUGGACGACGGAGAUUUGCUCCUUCUCGUUUAUGUAGAUGACAUUCUGCUGACCGGGGAGGGCGAGAACAAAGUGCUGAGCAAAGUAGAUCAGCUGAAUGAGCGUUUCGAAACGGUGGACCUGGGAGGAGUCAGGUUCCUGCUCGGUAUGGGAAUCAACCGAGACAGAGCCGCAGGGACGAUUCUUUUGGAACAGGAAGCGUACAUCAGCGCAGUGUUGGACAAGUUCGACAUGGCCGACGCGCGUCCGACGACAUCUCCGUCUGAGGCUAGACCGGUGUCCGUCCUGGAGGACGAGGAGUUGUUAGCGGAGGAUACCACAUAUUUCCGCUCCGCCACAGGCUCACUUUUUUAUCUCAGCAGGUGCACAAGGCCCGACAUUACUCACUCCGUGAUGGUUCUGAUGCGGAGUAUGGCGAAAUCAGGUCCGAGGGCGAUGCAGAAGCUCAAACGCGUACUUAGGUACCUGAAGGGGACGAUAUCAAUCGGUGUGCGCUACGGCGAGGAUGCCGAAGAUGGAAACGUCAUUACGGCGUUUGUCGACUCAGAUUUUGCAGGCGACCUAGACAAGGGCUACUACACCACGGGAGUCGUCCUGUACUUCGCUGGUGGACCGGUGGAACGGACGUCAUCCAAGCAAACGGUGGUGACGACCUCUUCCGUUGAAGCAGAGUUCGUGGCUUUGUCGAAAGGGUGCAACAUCAUCAAGUACUUCCGCCAGAACACCAUAAAUCAGACUCAGGAAGAAGCAACCGUGGUGUGGGAGGACAACUCGGGAGCUCUGAAAUUAACUCGCAGCUUCCGUAUCACCCCAAGGACUAAGCACAUUGACGUAAAGUUUUACCACGUAUGGUCGCUGGUAGCUGAUGGAGUCGUAGACGUGAAGCAAAGAUCGACGUCGUAUCAGAAAGCGGAUGUUUUUACAAAAGGGCUGAACCCGUCGGAGUUUCUCCGCGCCCGUGGCAUGCUGUUAGGAGUUUGA
Messenger RNA from Ectocarpus sp. CCAP 1310/34, 3876 nucleotides. Lineage: Eukaryota; Phaeophyceae; Ectocarpales; Ectocarpaceae. The record is from the annotation of a GenBank genome assembly.